GACAUGCUGCGAUAUAAGACGAUGGCCUCGCUUCAAUCAGACGGGACGUCACAGACUAUUACAGUCGCAGUCAUAGGUCACCAUGUGGCUCUCGACUUUACUCUUCGCUUUGUUCACCUGCGUUAUCGCAGAGGAUGGCAUUGAUGGUUGGCUGAGAUAUGCUCGCUUGCCAUCAAGCGUCUCCAUUAAUGCCAAGUCGCUUCCUCGAAAGAUCCAUAUCAUUGGUGGUUCCAAGAAGAGUCCCCUCGGCAGUGCUGGCUCGGAACUCCAAAAGGGCUUCAGCGGUAUUCUCAACAUCGACCUGAAGACUGAGGCCAAUUCAAAGUCGUGCGACUUCUCACAGUCAAUUGUCGUUACCACCGAGGAGAACCUCAAGAAGUCUUGCAAGGGCAAAUUAUCUCAUCCCAAGCUUGAGGCUGAUGGCUACUGGCUCAGCACUUCUGGCAACUCUGUCACGAUCAUUGGCCAGAAUGAGCGCGGUGCUCUGUAUGGCGCCUUUGAAUAUCUCUCCAUGCUCGGUCAGGGCAACUUCGAGAAAGUCGAGUACGCAUCGAACCCCAGUGCGCCCAUUCGAUGGGCCAACCAGUGGGACAACCUCAACGCAAGCUCAACCCAUGGCUCCAUCGAGAGAGGCUAUGGAGGUCCUUCUAUCUUUUUUGACGGCGUCAAAAACGUGCGAAAGGAUCUCUCACGAGUUCCCCUCUUUGGGCGUCUUCUCGCCUCCAUCGGUAUCAACGCUGUCGUCAUCAACAACGUCAACGCCGACGUGAGACUCUUUAACUCCGAGAACCGCAAGGGUCUUAUCGAGAUUGCCGACCUGCUUCGUCCCUGGGGUGUUCAAGUCGGUCUCUCUCUCAACUUUGCAUCGCCCCAGUUGCUCGGAGGCCUGGAUACCUUUGAUCCUCUUGACGAGAAGGUUAUCAAGUGGUGGCAUGAAUUGAUUGAUGGUCUUUAUGAUGGCAUUCCUGACAUGGCUGGCUAUUUGGUCAAGGCGAACUCGGAGGGCCAGCCCGGACCUAUCACGUAUAACCGCACUUUGGCUGAUGGCGCCAACAUGUUUGCUAAAGCUCUUGAGCCCCACGGCGGUGUCGUUAUGUUCAGAGCCUUUGUUUAUGACAAGCUUGACUGGAAUGACUGGAAGGCUGACCGCGCCAACGCCGCUGUCGAGUUCUUCAAGGAGCUGGACGGAAAGUUUGACGACAACGUAGUCGUUCAGAUCAAAUACGGCCCCAUUGACUUUCAGAUACGGGAGCCAGUCUCGCCUUUGUUUUCACAUCUUAGAAAGACCAAUAGUGCUAUUGAACUGCAGAUCAGUCAAGAGUACUUAGGACAGCAAUGUCAUCUGGUCUAUCUGCCUCCGCUGUGGAAGACGAUCCUGGAUUUCGACAUGCGAAUCGACGGCAAAAAGUCCCAAGUCCGCGAUAUCGUAUCCGGAAAAGUAUUCAAGCGACGCCUAGGAGGAUAUGCUGGUGUCACAAAUGUUGGUUUGGACAAGACGUGGCUUGGAAGUCAUCUGUCGAUGUCAAACCUGUACGCAUUUGGACGUCUCGCUUGGGACCCCACGGCGGAUUCACAGGAAAUUCUCGAGGACUGGACGCGUCUGACCUUCGGACUCGACAACAAGGUCCGAAAAGCCAUUACUGAUAUGUCUAUGGCUUCUUGGCCAGCCUAUGAGAACUAUUCCGGCAACCUGGGCAUUCAGACCUUGACCGAUAUUCUCUACGCCCAUUACGGACCCAACCCAGCUUCGCAGGACAACAACGGCUGGGGACAAUGGACCAGGGCAACCCGCGACCACAUUGGUAUGGAUCGUACAGUCAAGAACGGAACUGGAAACGCUGGCCAGUAUCCCUCUGAAGUUGCCAAGCGGUUCGAGAGCACCGAAACGACCCCCGAUGACCUCAUGCUCUGGUUCCACCAUGUCCCCUACACUUUCAAGCUCCACUCUGGUAAGACUGUGAUUCAGCACUUCUACGAUGCUCAUUACAAGGGUGCCGCUACAGCUCAGACUUUCCACAAGACCUGGGCGUCGCUGAAGGGCAAGAUCGACGACGACAGACUGGACCACGAUCUGUUUAGACUAAAGUACCAGGCUGGCCACUCGAUCGUUUGGAGAGACGCCAUCAACGAAUUCUACCGCAACCUGUCUGGCAUUCCUGACACACAGAACCGUGUUCGCAAUCAUCCUUACAGAAUCGAGGCUGAGAAGAUGGAGCUCGAUGGCUAUAAGCCUAUCAACGUCACCCCUACUGAGACUGCUUCCAAGUAUGUCGCUAUCUAUACAAACAGCACUGGAACAGCCAGCACCACUCUCAAGUCCCCCAAGGGCACAUAUAACCUUGCUGUCAACUACUAUGAUAUCGUUGGUGGCAAGUCCACUUGGUCUGUAUACCUCAACAAGCGAUUGGUCGGCAAGUGGGUUGGAGACAAUGAAGAGCGACUUGGUCAUUGGCCAAGUGAGUUCCUUGACGGUCACUCUGCCACUCGUAUCACCUUUGAAGGUGUCAAGAUCCAACCAGGUGAUAAGCUCGUGAUCAUUGGAAAGGCCGAUGGCAAGGAAACAGCUGCGUUGGAUUAUGUUUCAGUUUUGCCUCAGGGCAUUAUUGACUAGUCAGUCAUUCUUUCUUGUGCUUCUUAUCUCAUUUAUGAUUUAGCAUUCCAAAAGAAGAAAAAGAAAAAGUAUUGCUCCAAUGUUCAAAUGUCAAUUUAUAUGUGCUCGUAACUAGCUACAAUCCAGAUAAAACAUUCUAGGUCCA
This is a messenger RNA of Fusarium odoratissimum NRRL 54006, 2756 nucleotides long. Its product is annotated as alpha-glucuronidase. Bases 83 to 2611 code for a protein of 842 amino acids. Gene Ontology annotation, molecular function: alpha-glucuronidase activity. The record is from RefSeq and is a predicted model, not a curated record. NCBI's taxonomy places the organism in Eukaryota, Fungi, Ascomycota, Sordariomycetes, Hypocreales, Nectriaceae. Gene Ontology annotation, cellular component: extracellular region. Gene Ontology annotation, biological process: xylan catabolic process. The transcript has a single exon.